Bombus impatiens (common eastern bumble bee) is the source of this 831-nucleotide messenger RNA. RefSeq lists its product as uncharacterized. Bases 40 to 486 code for a protein of 148 amino acids. The transcript is spliced from 2 exons. The record is from RefSeq and is a predicted model, not a curated record. Lineage: Eukaryota; Metazoa; Arthropoda; Insecta; Hymenoptera; Apidae.
AAUUCCACGGGACGGUUCGGUGAAAGUCAGUGUGACUUGAUGGGCCGCCUACGUGUCCGGGGAGAGAAAAGAACCUUAGAUCCAGGACUCAGCGGUAGGAGGCCAGGAGAACGAAGAAAAAGAGAGAAGAAGGAAAGUGCAAACGGCCUAAGGGGGCCGCCGCUUUGCAUAAUCAAAUCCUGCGAUGAUGUAGCAGAAUGCGAAGUACCCCGUCGUCACUGGUGCGCCGAAAAAGGGGCUGAGAAUCCCGCGGGCACGCGAGUACUUCGAAAAAUGCAGCCUCGUGUUCCCUUCGCAGCCUUCGUUGCCUUUCGGUUCGGUCAUAAGGCCGUAGGCACCCCUUACCAGACAUCCAGCCCUUGCAGAAUUCCCGGAGUAACCCGGAAACAUCUACUCGUUUUGCGACAGAGACACCACGAAUUCUUGUUCCGCAGGGCUGACGUGGAAAGAAUGAAACUGAUGGUGGAGGAAGCAUGGCGAAGUUGAGGAACUAAGUCUGGGUUUAACGAAGAGUGAUGUUAGGUGUCUUGUAAGUUGUGCGAUGGGGUAUGUCGGUGAAUUUUAUGCUUUAUAUUUCCUUUGAAAUUGGUGUACCAUGCAAAAUAGUUGUAGCUACCAAAUUUUGAAUUUGAAACAUACUGUUGAAAUAUAUUGCCAUUUUGAAAUAAUUACGUAUUUUAUAGUAUCCAAAAAUUUGAAACGGAAGCUUUAACUUAGAAUUGUGUAAUUUUAGUACUCAGAUCUUCAUUUCUGAAAAAGUAAUGUUCAAUUUGAGGAAAAUUAAUUUAAGGAAGAAUUUUAUAUUUCAUAAAAGCGAAUCACAAUAUGCAU